Messenger RNA from Orycteropus afer afer, 647 nucleotides. It is a transcript of the gene BOD1, whose product is annotated as biorientation of chromosomes in cell division 1. Lineage: Eukaryota; Metazoa; Chordata; Mammalia; Tubulidentata; Orycteropodidae. The record is from RefSeq and is a predicted model, not a curated record.
CCCGACUCCUUCGCCAGCCCCUCUACCCUACCCGGGCCCUCUGCCUCUGAAAAGCAGCUUUACUUGGUCUGCAUCGCGGGCCCGGGGCACAGCCAUGGCUGACGGCGGCGGGGGAACGGGGGCAGUGGGCGGCAGCGGAGCUGGCCAGACUUCGGCGGGGGCAGCUUCGGGCGCGACAGGGGCGGGCGGGAGCGGCGGCCCCAUCAACCCGGCCUCUUUGCCACCUGGUGACCCGCAGCUCAUCGCCCUCAUCGUGGAGCAGCUGAAGAGCCGGGGCCUGUUUGACAGUUUCCGCCGGGACUGCCUGGCCGACGUGGACACGAAGCCAGCUUACCAAAACCUGAGGCAGAAAGUGGAUAAUUUUGUGUCAACACAUCUGGACAAGCAGGAGUGGAAUCCCACGAUGAACAAAAACCAAUUACGAAAUGGUCUGAGGCAGAGUGUCGUUCAGUCAGGGAUGUUGGAAGCUGGAGUAGACAGAAUUAUUUCCCAGGUGGUGGAUCCAAAACUAAACCACAUCUUCAGGCCACAGAUAGAACGAGCAAUUCAUGAGUUCCUGGCGGCCCAGAAAAAAGAAGCCACACCAGCUCCCCCUCCUGAGCCUGAGAGCCAGGACCCUGUGGCUCCAUCCCAGGAUGCGUCUUAAG